Bactrocera tryoni is the source of this 3212-nucleotide messenger RNA. It is a transcript of the gene Eip78C, whose product is annotated as ecdysone-induced protein 78C. Gene Ontology annotation, biological process: regulation of DNA-templated transcription. Gene Ontology annotation, molecular function: nuclear receptor activity; zinc ion binding; sequence-specific DNA binding. Bases 1 to 2718 code for a protein of 905 amino acids. The record is from RefSeq and is a predicted model, not a curated record. Lineage: Eukaryota; Metazoa; Arthropoda; Insecta; Diptera; Tephritidae. The transcript has 6 exons.
AUGGAUGUAUUCAAAAUAGAUUUGGAACAGUCGCAUAUCCAUUCGAGUCUCGUUGAAAGCCACAACAGCACGAAUAACAGUAGCCAAACACAUAAUCUAUAUACGCCCGGCGGCAUAGCCGGUGGCGCCGACAAUCGCGAACCGCAACACACCACCCACCAACAUCACCACAACCACAACCACCAUAACCUACACCAAAUCGAUCAACGUCCACUGCAACAACAGCUGCAACACCAACAGCAGCAACCACUUUAUAAUAGCAUAAAUGCGAAUGGCGACGAUUGCGACGAUGAAGACGAUCCCUUGCCCGAAGUGAGUUUUGAUGCCAAUUCCGAUUUCAAUUUGCACUUCUUCGACACGCCCGACGAUUCGUCGACGCAGGGCGCCUUCAGUGACGCUGGUUCGCUUGAAUCCGAUGCUUAUGCCACCAGUUCGCCACCCACACCACCACCAACACAAUUACAUGCGCUAAGCGGUGUAGAGACCCUAAGUGAGGAGUCCACCGCGGUGACAGCCUCAGCGGCGGUAGCAGCAGCAGCACAAUUACACAUCGCCGAUACGAUAAAUUCCCAUUGCAAUACAAAUGCGGAAGUAAGCGAAUCGCUGAAAUUGCUGACAGAUGAUUGCACGUCCUUUUAUCAUCAGCAACAAUCAACGGUCACACUAAAUGGCGGCACUCCAUCUUUAGGUAUACCGUCUAAUUGCGUCGCUUAUUUGGGCUCGACGAACAAUAACACUACAGCCGCUGCGCAAUCCAUCAACGGCGGUGGUAUCGCUUGCAAUACUGGCAAUUCAUCGUCAUCAGCCGCGUCCACACCGGCUUCGUCCGUUUCGUCGUCGUCCACAGCUUCGUCCACAUCGCCAAUAGCAGCGAGUAACGGCAGUGUAGCAGUCGCUACAGCCGCACAUAUCAUUGCGCUCGGCAAUGGUGGAGGUACAUUGUACUCCAACAGCGGUCUCCAUUCAUUCUGUCAAUCGCAUUCAUCGUCCUCAUCCGGCUGCUCUUCAAAUUCGUCGGCCGGCAGCAGUUGUAGCCACAACGGCAACACCAACGGCAGUGGACAACACAUUGGACGUAGUAACGGAGCCACCGUAUCAUCGUUGGUUGCUGAGCAUUGUCUUGGGGAGCGCCAUCAUACAGCAGCAACAGCAGCAGCAGCGUCAGCGUCAGCAACAAUCAACCCAGCGAACGCGUGCGUCGCAAUCCCCAACUCUACAUUGGCUAAUGUAAAACACUUGCAUGAUCAGCAAUUUGCCAUAGCGGACUCCAAUUCCAACAGCGUUACGAAAUCAUUUGUGCCGUGCAAAGUUUGUGGCGACAAGGCGUCCGGCUACCAUUAUGGUGUAACCUCGUGCGAGGGUUGUAAGGGUUUCUUUCGUCGCAGCAUACAAAAACAAAUCGAAUAUCGUUGCCUGCGUGAUGGUAAAUGUCUGGUGAUACGUUUGAAUCGUAAUCGUUGCCAAUAUUGUCGCUUCAAGAAAUGCCUCUCGGCGGGCAUGAGUCGAGACUCUGUUCGUUAUGGUCGCGUACCGAAACGUUCACGUGAGCUGAAUGGCACACCUUCGUCCACGGAUGAUCCGAACGUCAUUGUGCGUGUGAAUACACCGAAUACACCGCAAACGCCACAAAUGUGUUCAGUCGCCUCGUCACCCUCCGAAUUGGGCUGUACGGGCCAAAGUAGCGUCGCCAACACAGCCAACACACCGGGACCGGGCGGUGUUGGUGGCAUGGGUGUGGGCGUCAAUAUGAGCGUCAGCGUAGGUGCCGGCGGUGCUGGCGGCAUGAUGGGACAGUGCGGCAAUGUUAGCGUCGGUGUCGGCGGUAUGAGUGUGGUCGGUAACGGUGGCAGUGUUGGUGGUGGUGGCGGCGUCGGUGGUAAUGUUGGCAUUACCAGCGUCGACAAUAACGGUUGCGGUGUUGUCGAUAUGCAAGGCCCUACCGCCGAACUAACCGUUUACGAUGUGAUUAUGUGCGUCUCACAGGCGCAUCGCAUGCACUGCUCAUACACGGAGGAGCAGACACGCGAACUGAUGCGGCGACCGGUGGCGGUGCCGCAGAAUGGAAUUGCCACUUCAGUAUCGGAGACAAUGGAAUUUCAGAAAAUUUGGCUGUGGCAACAGUAUGCGGGGCGCGUCACGCCCGGCGUGCAACGUAUCGUUGAAUUCGCGAAGCGUGUACCGGGCUUUUGUGAUUUUACACAAGACGAUCAGCUGAUACUCAUCAAAUUGGGCUUCUUCGAGGUGUGGCUCAGCCAUGUGGCACGUAUGAUCAAUGAUGCAACGUUGACAUUCGACGAUGGCACUUAUCUGACACGACAACAACUAGAAAUUCUUUAUGAUAACGACUUCGUCAUCUCGCUAGUGAAUUUCGCCAACACCCUCAACAGUUACGGCUUAAGCGAUACCGAAAUCGGUCUGUUCUCCGCCAUGGUAUUGCUCGCCUCCGAUCGUUCCGGCCUCGCUGAACCGAAAAUGAUUUCACGAUCACGCGAACGCGUCGCCGAAGCACUGCGUGUACAACUCGUCCGCUCACGUGCCGGCUCCACACAAGCGCUACAACUGAUGCCAGCACUCGAGGCUAAAAUACCCGAAUUACGCUCGUUGGGCGCCAAGCAUUUCUCACAUUUAGACUGGUUACGAAUGAAUUGGACCAAACUGCGAUUGCCACCACUCUUCGCCGAGAUAUUCGAUAUACCCAAGACAGAGGAUGAUCUGUGAAGGACGAACGAAUAGACUGUGACGCAAGAUAAUCCAAAAGGAAACGGGAGAACAUACACGAAGCGUAAUAAGGAUAAACGUUAUGAAAGUGAAAUUGCCGCAAAAGACGAAAAUACAUAAAGAGCGAAGUGGAGGAGAGAAAGAGAAAAGAAAGGGACAGCAAAGUAAAAGCUUUUAUGUGUAGAGCCGCUGUGGAGAUAUGGGGGCGCAAUGGACCAAGCACACAGUUUGCAAAAAGAGAUUUAUGUAUGUGAAAAUAAGAAGAAAAACAACAACAACAAAUAACAAUAUGAUUACUAUACGUUUUCUAAACCUAGCGUGAAUAGUUCUUAAGCAACAGAAACAUAUUUACAUAUUUAAUUUAUAUAUGAUGGAACAAAGUGAAAAUUAUUAUAUGGAAAAAGUAAUAAUAAUACAAAUUGUUUAUAUAAUUUUAAAAAUUAAUCGUAGAACGAUUAGCUUAUAGGUUUUUCUGCUACUUACUAAAAAAAAAC